Molecule: messenger RNA, 3159 nt
Organism: Seriola dumerili (greater amberjack)
Lineage: Eukaryota; Metazoa; Chordata; Actinopteri; Carangiformes; Carangidae
Product: zinc fingers and homeoboxes protein 1-like
Exons: 7
Biological process (GO): regulation of transcription by RNA polymerase II
Cellular component (GO): nucleus
Molecular function (GO): DNA-binding transcription factor activity, RNA polymerase II-specific; DNA binding
Source: RefSeq, a predicted model, not a curated record
GGCGGUAUAAAAAAUGGCCAUCGUCAUAUUCGUUGAACUAUCGGUGCCUUUUUUAUUAAACUGUCCCUUUUAUUAACAAGUCGACAGAGUAAACAAUGCGAGUCGUGGCGACGCUAGCUGAAACCGGAGCUAACGGGCGGUAGUCAGAUCGUUUCCCGGCCGUCAGAGCGGCUCUGUGUGCGGCUGAAGCAGAUGGGUGCUCGGUGUAUUUGGGUAAAAGGCGGAAGACUGCGUAUCAACAGACCCAACCAGAGAUGCUAUACAGCUACAGCCGCUAGCCAGCUAACUGUUUGUUGCAAGAUGUUGGUAAACAGGAGCCGAUUCGCCAGGAAUUAAGGAUAACAGAGGAAGAAUUUCGACAGACGAUAUCUUUCUUUAUGGAGCCACAACAGGACGACUUGAACUGAGACAGCUCAAAUACUCAGCUAGACGCAGCGCUCACUGAACCUCAGGAUGGCGAGCAGGAGGAAAUCCACCACCCCCUGCAUGGUUCCUCCUCGAGAAACCGUCGACUCGGAUCAGGAGAUGGAGGACAUCAUGGAUGUGGCAGAACCGGAGGACAGUAACGGCGUGGUGACCGUCUCCUCGGAGGUUUGCGGUCUGUCGGAGGAGCGAGGCGAGGAGGCCGACGUCAGGCAGGUGUCGGACCACUACCUGGACUUGAACAUGGCAGAAGGAGGAUACGAGUGCAAGUACUGCAGCUUCCAGACGUCAGAGCUCAACCUGUUCACCAUGCACGUGGACACGGAGCAUCCGGACGUCGUCAUCAACACCUCCUAUGUCUGCAUGGAGUGUGACUACCACACAAAGAGUUAUGAUACACUGCUGGCCCACAAUGCUCGCCUCCACCCGGGUGAGGACAACUUCACACGGACAAUGGUGAAGCGAAACAACGAGACCAUCUUCCAGCAGACGGUCAACGACCUCACCUUCGACGGCAGCUUCGUCAAAGUGGAGGACGACGAGGUAGAAGAGACGUCCCGCAAGGGCAUCGCCCUCAGCAAGACGCCCAUCAUGAGGAUCAAGAGCAGACUGGAACCCAAGAAGUUUGCCGCCGCGCACAAGAUGGCCGUUGACGACAUCAUCAAAGUGGAAAGCGACGACGAGGACGAUGAGAACAAGGAGCCGCCCACUCUGUCUCCUGCCCCGAUGACCCCCGCCGCCGUCGCCCCUCGCCUCAUCCCCGUCUCCACACCUGUGCAGGUCCAGGCCGUCCCACAGAGCAUCGUGGUCAACAGCCCCAACGUGCUGCAGAUUAAAGGCGGCUCCGGCGGCGGCGCCGUGCUGCCUCCAGGGACACUGGCUCAGGUUCUGUCAGCCCUGCAGAACCAGCAGAACAGUGCUCAGACCCAGACUCAGCUUCUCAUCCCCAUCAGCAGCAUCCCCACCUACAACACGGCCAUGGACAACAACGUCCUGCUGGUCAGCGCCUACAACAGAUUUCCGUAUCCCUCAGUGUCAGAGAUCAUGGGCCUUUCUUCACAGACCAAGUUCAGCGAGGAACAGAUCAAGGUCUGGUUUUCUGCUCAGAGGCUCAAACAUGGAGUCAGCUGGACACCAGAGGAGGUGGAGGAGGCGAGGAGGAAGAAGUUUAACGGCACGGUGCAGACCGUCCCUCAGACCAUCACCGUCAUCCCCGCCAACAUUGCCGCAGCCACCAACGGCCUUCAGUCCAUCUUCCAGACGUGUCAGAUCGUCGGACAGCCGGGCCUCGUCCUCACUCAGGUGGCCGGUAACGGCAGCACCGUGCCGGUCGCCUCACCCAUCACCCUGACAGUCGCAGGCGUCCCUGGCAACCAGCCCAAAGCUGCCGAACCGUCGACAUCAGAAUCAAAGACUGAGAUGUCGGCUUCUUCAGCCAGCACGGCGCUCAGUUUGGACGCAGCGGCGACGAAACCGAAGAAGUCCAAGGAGCAGCUGGCGGAGCUGAAGGCCAGCUACAGCAGGAGGCAGUUCGCCACCGAGGCGGAGAUAUCUCGGCUCAUGCAGGUCACCAAACUCUCCAAACGAGCAAUAAAGAAGUGGUUCAGCGACACACGUUACAACCAGAGGAACUCGAAGGAUCAUCAUGGUGUCCUGCUGAGCGAAACCUCGUCCAGCAGAGCAGCGGCGCCAGGGGGAGGCAGAGUGGGAAGGAACAGCAGCGGAAGCCUUAAUGACAGCAACAACAGUGACAACACUACCACCAUCGUCAUCGACUCCAGCGACGAUGCCAGCGACUCCUCUCCGACUUCUGCCAACGCCCCGGGGUCGUCUGGGACAUCCAGCGACCCACGGGUCAAAUUCCGCCACGCCUUCCCCGACUUCACGCCACAGAAGUUCAAGGAAAAGACGCCGGAGCAGCUGUUCAUCCUGGAGGCCAGCUUCCAGAAAUCAGACACGCCCUCGGACGAGGAGCUGAGCCGGCUGCGAGCAGAGACGAAGCUGACGAGACGCGAGGUGGACGCUUGGUUCACAGAGAGGCGAAAAAUGCCUUCAGCGGGGCAGGUAAAAGAGGGAGACGUCGAAGGGGACGGCGAGAAGGUGAAACCAGCCGCUGUGCCUUCAUCCUCGUCUCAGGAGAGACAGACGACUCCGCCUGUUGGCAGGAAGACGAUGAAGAAGACGCCGGAGCAGCUCCACAUCCUGAAGAAGGCAUUCGUCCGCACGCAGUGGCCGACGCCAGAGGAGUACGACCAGAUGGCAGAGGAGAGCGGCCUGCCGAGGACGUACAUCGUCAACUGGUUCGGAGACACACGCUACGCCUGCAAGAACAGCAACCUGAAGUGGUACUACCUCUACCAGAGCGGGAAGGUGGACGAGGCGCUGAACGGAGGAGCCAAGAGUCAGAAGAAGUCCAGGAAGCGUUUCCGGGGCUGGUCCAGGAGGACGCGUCGGCCGUAUCCCUGCAAACGUUCCCCACAGGGGGACGCCACCGCCAUCAAGGUGAAGUCCGGUAAGGCCUUUUUGAAGGACUACUACCUCAAACACCGAGCCCUGAGCGAGAAAGACCUGGAUGACCUGGUGACAAAGUCCAGCAUGAGCUACGAGCAGGUGAGGGACUGGUUCUCUGAGACAGCAAGGAGGGUGGAGGAGGGCAAAGAGCCCUUCAGCGACGAGGAGGCCGAGGGAGAAGAGGGGGAGGGUGAGGACGAGGAGGAGGAGGAAGAGGAAGAGGAG